This is a messenger RNA of Xiphophorus couchianus (Monterrey platyfish), 1964 nucleotides long. RefSeq names its product nucleobindin-2. Bases 169 to 1509 code for a protein of 446 amino acids. NCBI's taxonomy places the organism in Eukaryota, Metazoa, Chordata, Actinopteri, Cyprinodontiformes, Poeciliidae. The record is from RefSeq and is a predicted model, not a curated record. The transcript is spliced from 13 exons. Gene Ontology annotation, cellular component: endoplasmic reticulum-Golgi intermediate compartment; extracellular exosome. Gene Ontology annotation, molecular function: calcium ion binding.
ACGGCUACCUCUUUUGUUUAGGUUGUGGCUACCUGAGGCUUGUAUUGGUGGUAGAUAGAUGACGGCUGUCACAAGCUCCGAUGAAUCUCAGGCUGUGCGGAGAGCACUCAACGGCGGAAGCUCGGUGAGGAAUAAGAAGAGGAAUUACAAGUAACGAGUGUUUGACAAAUGGUGAGGAGUAGAGCCUUGGCCCACUGCGGGCUGGUGAUGCUCAGUUUGUGGUUGUGCGUCCACUCAGUGCCUAUCAGUGUGGAGAAGGCCAAAGACAAGCCAGAGGUGGAGGAGCUGGAGCCACCGCAGAGCGCCGACACUGGUCUGCACUACGACCGCUACCUCAGGGAAGUCAUCGAGUACCUGGAGAAAGACCCCCACUUCAGAGAAAAGCUGAAAAACGCCAAUAUGGAUGACAUCAAGCAAGGCAAACUGUCCAAAGAGCUGGACUUUGUUCAACACAAUUUCCGAAGCAAGCUGGACGAGCUGAAGAGGGAGGAGAUGAACCGGCUGCGGUUGCUAAUCAAAGCCAAACACGACCUCCGGGAGGGGAACGGGAACACACUGGACCACCAGGCCCUGCUGAAGCAGUUUGAGCACCUCAACCACAUGAACCCACACACUUUCGAGGUGGAGGACCUGGAUCGCCUUAUCCAAUCGGCAACAAAAGAUCUGGAAAACUAUGACAAGGAACGCCACGAUGAGUUCAAACAGUAUGAGAUGACGAAGGAGCACGAGAGGAGGGAGCGCUUGAAAACGAUGAACGAGGAGGACCGGAAGAAAGAGGAGCAGCACUAUGAAGAGAUGAAGAAGAAGCACGCCAACCAUCCCAAAGUUAACCACCCUGGCAGUGAAGACCAGCUGAAAGAGGUGUGGCAGGAGUCAGACGGUUUGGACCCAGAGGACUUUGAUCCCAAAACCUUCUUCAAAAUGCACGACAGCAAUGGAGACGGCUUCUUUGAUGAAAGCGAGCUGGAAGCUCUCUUUACAAAAGAGCUGGAGAAGGUGUAUAACCCUGAGAACGAGGAGGACGAUAUGGUUGAGAUGGAGGAAGAGAGGCUGAGGAUGAGGGAGCAUGUCAUGAAUGAGGUGGACACAAACAAAGACAGGCUGGUGUCAAUGAGUGAGUUCAUAGCAGCAACCAAGAAGGCGGAAUUCCAUGAGAAAGAUGAGUGGGGGACUUUAGAUCAAAACCCUGCUUACACCGAGGAGGAGCUGAGAGAGUACGAGCAGCAAAUCGCCAACGAGGAAGACAACAUCAACACCAAGACGGCCGAGUUGCAGAAACAGAGGGAGGAGCUAGAAAGAAAACAGGAAGAACUAAAUGCUCAGAAGUCAGGGCUAAAACAGGCAAUGGAAGAAAUGGAAAAGAUCAAAGCGCAGAGUUUAAAAGCUGAAGCAAAACAGCCCGGAGGCGCGAUGGCCGAGGGGGAUCCGACACCAGUCGUACCAGGAAACGCCCAGCCUCUGCCUCCUGGCCACCAACAGCAGGAUGUGCCAGUGCCAGGACACUCCUAGGCCUCCCCGUCACCCUGUCUGUUAUGAGUGAGCGUCUUUGUGCAUUUUCUUUUCGUGAACCAAUUUUUCUGUUUAGAAAACUAACGUCCUGAUUAACUAAAGGCAAAAACAGCCCAAAAGCAUUACGCGCCCCCUGAAGGAAGCCGAUGCAGGGAUCAGGUUUAGCGCCAGUGCCAACCGUCCCUUUGCUAGCCAAAUCAGCUGAACGAGCCAGAGUUUUUCUUAAGGACAAUCGCUUCCUUUGUUUUGGGUAUUUCAAACUUCCAUAACAACAAGGACUCCUCUGUGGGAAAAUUCUCUGUAAAUGAAGAGUUUUGUUUCAGGCACUGUGAUUUGCUGUGGGUGAUAUUAUCUACAGCAAACAUUAUAAACAUGUGUUUUUGUUCUUAAGAGAUAAUCUUGAAGAAAAAAAAAAGAAUGUCAUUAAAGAAUCAUUUUGGUUGAAGUUCACUUAC